Molecule: messenger RNA, 984 nt
Organism: Marchantia polymorpha subsp. ruderalis
Lineage: Eukaryota; Viridiplantae; Streptophyta; Marchantiopsida; Marchantiales; Marchantiaceae
Source: the annotation of a GenBank genome assembly
AGAGGAUUUCUCGAUCGAGCGCGAGCGCGAGGACGAGGACGAUGCAGGCGAUUGCGAAUUCGCAGGCUCUGCUUGGCCGAUGGAGUGGUGGAUGUGGGAGUGGUGCUCUCGGGCGGCGUCGCGCCCAUGGACUCUGCGUUCGAUCUCGUCUCGACGGAACGCCGCGUGAUUCUGGAGAUGGCUGGGUUGUGGAGAAUGCGGAGACCGUGCGGAGCGUACCGCUGUUUGUCGGUGGUGGUAGCUUGGCUGCCAUUCUCCUCAAUCGUGCCUUUUCCGGGAUUUCUUCCAUUGCUGAUGCGUCCAGUGCGCAGUCGAGGGCAGAUGUACUGGCUCUGGCUCUGUCCGCUACGGUGGUGCUCACCGGCUUAGUGUGGAAGUCCAUCGACUCCAAGCCCCAGUCUCCUGUCGCAUUGAAUGGUGUCGAGUGCUUGAGAAUAGCCUCAUUCUUGCAAGCAGAUGUUGUACGGGAACUCAUAUGGUCGUGGGACUCUUUGGAGAAAGCAACCACCGCAACGACGAUGGUAGUGCUGUAUCGGAAUAGUUGCAUCUUACAGGCCGGCCUGGCUGCUGAGAGCAGAGACCAAGGGGUUCCUGAAAUCGUGGACGUCGACGGUGUUCUUAAAGGAUCUCUAUAUAAGGCGGUCAAGGAUUCGAAGAAGCAGAACUAUUUGGCGAAUCUGGCACUUUAUCCGGGCCGGUUCGAGCUUUCUUUCCUGCCAUCCAAUACACAGGCUGCUAUCCUUCAGCCUUUAGGCGACGACGGCAUCCUCAUUCUUGGGAGUAACACGCUUCGAGGUUUCGGACCUAAUGACCAAGGCUGGAUCGUCGCGCUCGGUGAAAAAUUGGACUCAGCGCUCGCAGAUGCCAUGUAGGACGAUAGUUGGUCUCCAGAAAUCAGGAAUUGCUCGGAGCAAUUCCGGAAUGUACCUUACUUGGAUUUUAUUUUAUAAAUACACUUGAUCGUUUGGACUCCUUUGUGAAUUC